Microplitis demolitor is the source of this 5222-nucleotide messenger RNA. RefSeq names its product serine/arginine repetitive matrix protein 2. The transcript is spliced from 2 exons. Gene Ontology annotation, cellular component: nucleus. Lineage: Eukaryota; Metazoa; Arthropoda; Insecta; Hymenoptera; Braconidae. Gene Ontology annotation, biological process: regulation of DNA-templated transcription. The record is from RefSeq and is a predicted model, not a curated record. Bases 324 to 4028 code for a protein of 1234 amino acids.
CCGUGUUUGACGUCGCAUCCCUCGUCCUUUACGGCUCACGCGCGCUACCCAUUCGACUUAAGAUUUUGCUCGAUCAGUUGUUUAACCAGUUGCCUCACGCGAAAGUGACACGACUUCUAGCCGCUUUCGGCUGGACACACGAGGAUUACUCCAGAGGAUACAUACUGCAGGACUCGCAGAACGGCCCACUGCUGGACCGAUGGAGUAUCUGUUCAGCUGAGGAGGAGCCGCUGGUGCUACAGCAGUUCCUGAGAUUUCCCGAGACGCGGCCUCUAGUGCAGCAGCUACUGCUGGCUGCCGGAACAACUUCGUCUACGGAUGCUAUGUCACCGAGUAGACGACCGUCACCGCCGACUAUGCCAUUAGCACACUUGCCACCAUCGAUGCACUUAUUACACUGCCGAUUGCCGCAUCCUGGUUCACGAUUAGCACCCUCGCUGCCACCAACAACUUCAUCUCAUCUCUCCAUGUCGCCGUCCGCACAGACAAAACACUUUACGCCAGCAUCAACCGCAUCUUCAUCAGCUGCCAACACUCCGGGCAACAAUUGCAUCACGACGUCGCCACCUCGCAGUAUCGAGUCUUCGCAUUUGGCUUCGCCUCUAAACAGACUCCAGAACAUGCAGCCCUUCGAUUUACGUGAAUUUGGUGGCCUCGGAUUGGCGGGAUUCCCGCCAUUGGGUCCACCGCCCCUAGAUCAGCUGAUGCAGGCCAGAAAAUCACUGCGCCCGCACCCACAGAGUCCACACAGUCCGCCGCAUCAUUCUACUGCUCAACUGAGGCCUCCGAUGCCAGUAGCGCCGAUCUCCACUACUGCUCUGGCAUUUGGUCAUCCUCUAGCUGUUGCGGGAUCAUCUGGAGCUUUGCCUCCAAACUUCCCAGUUAAUUUCUCUCAUCACGCGAUGGGAAAACUCAACACCGUGUUAACGGGACAAGCUAGUGCUGAUGUAUUCAGCGGCGGCGAAAAGAGCAUCAGUGAAGUUGGCUCCGAGACAGAAGACGACGAUGAGAACUCCGGCAGCGCAUUGAAUUUAAGUAGAAAAGAUUCUGGAAGACAUGACAAGCGAUCCAGACCUACAGUAUCUAUGCAAGGAACUCCGGCUCUCAGCAGACCCCAGGGAGUCCCUGGCAGAAAAUCACAAUCUCCUGGCAAACGCAGCCAGUGGGGAACUACGUCCAACUUGCCUCCAAACCUGGGUACGCCUUUCAUAAAUCCUGCAACGGGUAAAAAACGUGUCCAGUGCAACGUAUGUUUGAAGACUUUCUGUGACAAAGGAGCACUGAAGAUUCACUUCAGUGCUGUCCAUCUACGAGAGAUGCACCAGUGCACCGUCAAAGGCUGCAAUACUAAAUUCAGCUCGCGACGAUCACGUAACCGUCACAGCGCAAAUCCAAAUCCUAAACUACACUCGCCUCAUUUGCGUCGUAAGAUUUCUCCGCACGACGGCCGCUCGUCAAUGGCCCACGCUCUGGUGUUGCCUCAACAAAUAGGAUUGCCCGUGCCGGCCAGUGGACUGAAUCAUCUUCCCUUUGGUUCAUUUCCUCUGCUGACUCCGCCACCAGAUCUCCGGUCACCCGCGUCGCUGUGCGCGCUAGACUUCAAACACCUAGAUCUGUCGUCAACCCAAAGCCAAGUUAUGUCUUACGACGAAGCAAUUCAUCAGCGGAUGAUAACCACCACUGCAGCAACGACCAUCCCAUCGACUGGCCCCUUCUCGGCGUUCUCAAACACCAUCACCACCAGCACACACAAUAAUAUGAGAGGGUCAUCCAGCACUGCAAGUACUACUGGCGGCGCGUCACCGUCAUCACAAGCGCCGUCAAUAAUACUCGAGGGCGAAGAAGACGAAGACGAUGAAGAGGGCAUUGUGAUUGUUGGAGAUGAAAUGGACUCAAUGGACGCCACAAUGGUUGGUCGUUCAUCGCGAAACGAGGACGACCGAGAAUCGACAACUCAGCCAUUUAAUCUGGCAACAAAAAGACCGAAACUAUCAAUCGGCGAAACUGGCGAUGAAGAUCUCGUUAGUAAUGCUGACAGUGUAGAUGACACCGACUCAAUGGGUGCUACUGAUCACCACUCAGUAUCUUUCAACAACAACGGCCCUCAUUUCCAACAUCAGCAGCAGCAGCAACAGCAACAACAACAGCAGCAGCAAUCCAAUGCUGCUGCAGCUGCGGCAUUCAAUAAUCGUGGAGUGAGAAAAAGAAAGUCUCAGCAUCCAACAAGGUGCGCAAUGCCCACAGAAAUCCACUCGUCCUCAACUGACGGGGAUUCAUCAAACGACGCGGUCUUUCAAGACCAACCAGAAGACAUGUCAAUGUCCCGACUGGAGGCCGAGCAGCAAAGCAAGGCCUCGCUCUCACCAAGCAUCUCCAAUGCCACUGACAAUGAGUCGACUCAUGUGGCCGAUAUCAAGGAGGUGAAACAAGAGAGAACCUCCGAGACUGAUAACAAUCCAGGUGAUCAACAGCAAGACGAGCCGAGGGACUUGAGUUCACGAGCCAGCAGUGUGAGGUCACCAAAAAGAUCUCAUUCACCUGAACCUAAACGUGAACCACGUUCUCCAUCACCGUCGCCUGCAGCAGACGAGUCUGAGUCUGCUCAGUCAAAGUCCAGGCGCUUGAGCAGCGAGCCCGAUGAUCCAAAAGAUGAGAAAGACUUGAGUGGCACCACAGUCGAGUCCACCAGCUGUCACACCACCAGCAUCGCUCCCGUCCAGAUCAAGGAGGAGCGCUGCGAAGAGUCCAACGCCGAGGGGUCCAGAGCAGCAACCGAUCCCGACGAGGAGGACGACGACGAUGUUGAGGAUGAGUCGAAGGACGAGAGCCGUCUUAAAAGAGAAGGUGAGCGUCCCGAUGUAUCCUCCCGUGCCCCGAGCUCGGUCGACAGCUACCCGACUGCUAACGACGAACUCUCCCUCGACUCCUCGAAUGCUUUGCGUCAACUCGAGUCCUUGUCGCAGGGUCGCAUGAUGAUGAUGGGUCCAUACACCACCGGUUCUGGGAGCCAUCAGCACCAGCAGCACCACCACCAGCAGCAGCAUCAUCAGCGAGGUUCAACAUCGAGGCCUGGCCGCAUCUCCACCAGCCCUAUCAACAUCAGCAGCCUCACUACCAACAUCACCACCAGCAGCAGUCCGCCAUUGAUGAUGCAACAGGACACCAACAGCAACAUGGACAACUACUCUCGUGGCUCGCGCUCGUCCAGCGCCUCGCCCUCCACAGCGGCUACGGAUACGGACAAUAGUCUCAUCACGUACGCAAGGUACGAAAACGGUGGGUUUGUUAGUACCCAAGAGGUACCAUUAGACAGGGACAAUCCUCGAAGGUGUACCGCCUGUGGCAAGGUCUUCCAAAACCACUUUGGCGUAAAAACUCAUUACCAGAACGUCCAUCUGAAGUUGAUGCACCGCUGCAGCGUGGACGGCUGCAACGCGGCCUUCCCAUCCAAGCGCUCUCGCGACCGACACUCUGCUAACCUGAACCUCCACCGCAAGCUCCUGUCUACGUCAUCCAGUCCGCCGACUUCUUCAAGUCUACCGCCGAGUCUGUCACCGCGCAUGGACGAGCAGAUGAGCCCACUCCUGCACAACGACUUCCUUGCGCGACUGUACGCCGACGCGAGCAUCAGUAGUCUCGGCGGCUAUGGUCUCCCCUCAGCAGUUGAUCUCGCCGCAAGAAUCCCACCGCCACACUUGCUGAUGCCGCCGCACUUGAGUCCCUUUCCCGGGCUCUCGUCCUUCGCUAGCCACCUCGCGGGUCUCAACGGCCUUACGCACCAGCACCUCAACCAACUCAACCAGCUGCGGCUAAAUCAAGAGCCUCGCAGUCCUUCCAAAUCGCUGUCAUCGCCCGCCACCUCUCCGAUCGCCUCCUCGGACGAUAGAUCCACAGAGGAGGCCGUCAGGUGCACAAUAGCCGGAUGUGAUCGCGUCUUUGGAUCCCGCGCAGUACGAGAUGCUCACUCCCGAGAUCCUCAAGCUCAUCGAGACCUCCCAGUUAUAUCAACGAGUGCCAGUGGCUCGUGACCAACGUCCGCGUAUCCGCUCGCGAUCUCCCGCCGCGGCUACGAGCAACCUUACCCGUAAUCCCGAAAUCUGACGUGGCGAAUUCAAUAUAUAUAUAAAUAUAAAUAUAUAUAUAUAUAUAUAUAUAUAUAUAUAUAUAUAUAUAUAUAUAUGCAUAUAUAUGUAUAUAUAUAAAUAUCCUUAAACACUGUGGGAUGGACUGGAUCUACUCGUUCUCACUCACACCCCGCGCAUAAGAUCGCAGCCCGAUUACGAUACAUCAAAACCAUUUGUAUUUUUUUAUUAUCUUUCUUUAUAACUUAUGUAUUAUUAUUAUUAUUUUUUUUUUUUGACCUUUUUUCGUAAACUUUUACUCAGUCUUAUCGUACUUUAAUGUUCUCCGUACGUACUCGAUUCGAAAUAACGAUACGCGGAGUUGUGUUUCAUCACCCCACGUUACAACAAACUCAAGCGUGAUUAAUAAAAAUAUAUAUAAAUAUAUAUAUAGUGUUUUAAAUACUUGAAACUAUCUUUAAUGAAAUAAUAAUAACAAUAAUAAUAAAUGUUUUAAGAUGAAGUAGCGAGAGAUAUUUAUUGUAUUAAUUCCGAGAAUCGGAAUUAUUGAGAUAAGAAUUUUAUCAUCGUUGUGAUUACGUACACUAGUGUACGCUAAUAUAUAUAAUCAUGCUUAGCAAUACUCUGUAUAUACUUAAUCAAUGAAUAUUAUUAUUAAUUAUUAAUUAACAUAAUCGCGAAAAGUUCUCAUUAAAGUAUCUCGCGGUUUUUGUAAAGAGUCCGGACAAAAAUGGCAGCUAAGAUAAAAAAAAAAAUAUUAUAAAGAGAGUGGGUAUUAUUGCAAUGAGAUUUAAAAGUUUUAAGAGACUGGUGCCACUUCUCUGGUGUAGAUUAAUUUAAUAAAUAAAUAAUUAAUAAAUUAAGUGACCGAGGAAAAUUAUAUAGAUAAUUAUUUAUUUGUUUUCUUUAGGGAUCAUAAUAAAUAUAUGAUCUGUAUUUAACAGGCGGCCAGUAGCGGGCACUGCCGCAAUAAUAAUAAUAAUAAUAAUUAUUAAUAAAUAAAUAAAUAAAUAUGAUAAUACACUUCCUACUGAUAAAAAAUUUUAAGUCAUGAUCGUUAAAAAAAUUAUCUACUAGAUAAAAAAAAAUUAUACUGAAAUUAACAGACUAACAAUUUAGGGAUUUUUUUUUAACUAAUUA